Molecule: messenger RNA, 1603 nt
Organism: Macadamia integrifolia
Lineage: Eukaryota; Viridiplantae; Streptophyta; Magnoliopsida; Proteales; Proteaceae
Product: ran-binding protein M homolog
Exons: 11
Coding region: 1-1254 (417 amino acids)
Biological process (GO): cytoskeleton organization; cell surface receptor signaling pathway
Cellular component (GO): cytoplasm
Molecular function (GO): protein binding
Source: RefSeq, a predicted model, not a curated record
AUGUUGGAUCACCACAUAACGUUGUACUGGACUGGAGGUCCUUUCUUUAGCGGGCACCAGAACAAGAGCUUGUUGCAUCCUUGUUCUGUACCGGUUGACUCUAAAAUUCUGGUCGAAGGCUCCUACCUUGAAGGCGAUUCAGAUCCUAGAGCUCCAGCUCCAAAGCCCUCUUCAGUCCUGAGAUCGAAACCAGGUUUCAGAUCUGCCCUGGGAGUUGUCGCCAUCAUCAGUUUCAGUUGGGAAGCCAACAGUUAUGGGUACCAUGGGGAUGAUGGACUGCUUUACCGAGGACAAGGAAAGGGAGAAACCUUUGGCCCAACUUUUACAUCUGGUGAUACAGUUGGUGGUGGGAUAAACUAUGCUUCACAAGAGUUCUUUUUCACUAAAAACGGAAAACUAGUUGGAACGGUGUACAAGGACGUUAAGGGUCCGUUGUUUCCUACAAUUUCUGUCCACAGCCAAAAUGAAGAGGUGAAUGUCAACUUUGGGCAGCAACCAUUUGUUUUUGAUGUUGAGGCUUUUGUACAGGAGGAAAGAAUGAAGCAGCAGAUGAUUAUUGAGAAAAUAUCACUGCCUCCUAACAUUAGUCAUUGUAUCAUUCGCUCCUACUUUCUACACUACGGGUAUCAAGAUACACUCAAUUCAUUUGAUUUCGCUAGUAGAAGUACACUCCCUCCUAUUCCUGUUGUUCAAGAAAAUGGCAUUAAUGAGCAAGGAGAUACAUAUGCAUUAAGGCACAGAAAGAUUCUUCGUCAGCUUAUCAGGAGUGGAGAGCUUGAUUCUGUGUUUGGUAAACUUCGAGAUUGGUAUCCUCAGAUUGUACAGAAUGAAUCAUCCACUAUUUGCUUUCUACUUCAUUGUCAGAAAUUUAUUGAACUUGUUCGGGUUAGUGACCUUGAGGAUGCUGUGAUAUAUGCUAGGGCUGAACUGGCAAGAUUUUUUGGGAUUACAACAGUAGCAGGUCUACUUCAGGACUGCAUUGCUUUGCUGGCGUAUGAAGAACCCAUGAAAUCGCCUGUUGGGUAUCUCCUUGAUGUUUCCCAGAGAGAAGUUGUGGCGGAUGCAGUCAACGCUAUGGUAUUGUCCACGAAUCCCAACAUGAAAGAUUCACCGAGCUAUUUACAAUCAUAUCUUGAGAGGUUGUUGAGGCAGCUGGCUGCUUGUUGCUUGGAGAGAAGGUCGUUGCAUGGGGAUCAAGGAGAGACAUUCCAUCUGCAGAGAGUUCUGCAGAGCGGGAAUGAGGGGAAACGAUAACACCUAUAUUUGCACUUUGCCCCUGAACCUCCCUUGUUCCAAUGACCUACUCUUAUCUUCAGAUGGCAUUACUUGUAUUGGUCAAAUUGCUUCAGCUCUGGGCGUACUGGUUGUAGAGGCAUUUGGUAUUUAGGUAGCUUACAUUUCACAGAAAAUAAUAACUGAUUUACAGGGGGGGGGUGGGGAAGGGGGAGAUGGGGUGGUUCUCUAUGAUUGUAAGAAUUCUUAGGGGAGUGGAGCAUGUUCCUGUAAGUCUGUAGCCUGUGAAACAGUCCUUGAAAAUUCUCUUUGAACUAAAAGGUGACAUUGAAGAAAUUAAGUGGCCAAGAGAUUCCAUUGAUUGUUUUCA